Molecule: messenger RNA, 1933 nt
Organism: Amphibalanus amphitrite
Lineage: Eukaryota; Metazoa; Arthropoda; Thecostraca; Balanomorpha; Balanidae
Product: 2-oxoglutarate and iron-dependent oxygenase domain-containing protein 2-like
Exons: 6
Coding region: 461-1471 (336 amino acids)
Molecular function (GO): oxidoreductase activity, acting on paired donors, with incorporation or reduction of molecular oxygen; iron ion binding; L-ascorbic acid binding
Source: RefSeq, a predicted model, not a curated record
GCAGAUUGCAGGGCCUGGCGCAUAUGUGCGCAAAAACGAGUUAAUUUGAGAACAAUGUUCAAAAUACUACAAUAUAGCUGUUCUUUCCUUUUGCGUGCCGUAUAUCCACCAAUGAACUGCAGGGAUUACCAAUUCGAGCCGCUCACGAUCCGUCUAAAGAACAUAAUAAGUAACGAUAUGUUUAGCUCUUGAUACGUUACAUGUACUGCGCGCUAGAGACAUUUUUGGUGUUUACAAGCAGGAAUGGGAUAAAUCCCUUAGAUCCAUUAUAGAGUUCAGUGGAUAAAUCUUGAUUACAAAUAUAGCUGCAUAGCUCAUAUUCCAUCAUAUUCAACAAAUUGCGCAGAUCGUUUAAAAGACAAAGUUACGGUGAACCAAUUUUGCUUUUCUUUAUGUUGUUUGCUACAGACGGCUCAUCGUACCACUACCAGUAUUUCAAUUUGUAUUCAUCCGUUUUAUCAUGAGGAAAGUGUUUGGCAUCUGCAAGUGUUUUUACACUGAAAAUAUAUUCUUAAAGGAAUUCAAUAUACAUGUCACAUACAUCAACAAGACACAGUUUUUGAAAGAUUAUUCGCCAAUUUUGAAAGAACUAGGGUGCAAAUGCCCUAAACAUAUUCCAGAACAGAUUGAGGAAGAAGUCACUCGCCGAAAGCAGCUGCAAGGCGAUUCCGCAUCCAGACAUAAGCACAUCAUUCAACGCUAUGUGCCAAAAAAUCCAUCUGUGUACAAAUUACAACCGUACUGCCUGCAGCCGGCGCUGCUGGAGCUGGUGACGCUCGCCCAGAGGCGCGAUGUCACGGCCGCCCAGCUGUCGGCGCGGCUGCGCUGCCUGCCGCAGCGGGUGUUCGCGCUGCCGCUGUUCACGCGCGAGUUCUGCCGCCACCUGCUGGAGGAGCUGCGCCACUUCGAGGCCUCCGACAUGCCCAAGGGCCGGCCCAACACCAUGAACAACCACGGGUUGCUGCUGGACGAGCUGGGCAUGAACCCGGAGUUUUUCGACGUGCUACGCGACGAGUACAUCCGUCCGAUUACGGCCGUGUUGUACCCAGAGUACGGUGGCGCCUCGCUCGACUCACACAGGGUGUUCGUGGUCAAGUACAAACUGGGCGAGGACGAGGACCUGGCCUGCCACUUCGACAACGCUGAGCUGUCGCUGAACGUGGCGCUGAACGAGGGCUACGAGGGCGGUGAGCUGUACCUGAGCCACAUGGCGGAGGGUCCGGCCACCGACGACCGGGUGGUUUACCGCCACCAGGUGGGCGUGGCCGCCCUCCACCGCGGGCAGCACCUGCACGGCGCCAUGCCCAUCGAGGACGGCGAGCGAUACAACCUGAUCAUGUGGCUGCGGUCGUCCGAGGUUCGCAACCAGCGGUGCCCGAUGUGUCGGCGCCGGCCCAACAUCCUGCCCGUGACGUUCGGUACCGGCGACGGCUUCGUGCAGUUCACGGAGGACGUGUGCGCGGCGACCUGAGCGGGCGGGCCGGCGCCGACGGAGGGGGCGGGGGCGGGGGCGGCUGAGUCACCGGAGCCGCCCCCGCCAGGUGUCGAGUGUUUGGUAAACGCGCCCGGUCGUCAGUCGCCGCCGCCUGACUCAACUGCGGCCGCGGAUAUAACCGCCGCCGCUGCGGAGUGAGCAGUGAUGACCGAGUUAUAUCCGUAUCGGAUUAACCGUGACCGUGUGAUGCGCGUUUUUGCGCUCAAAUUUCGGAGCGUUGUGUGUACCUUGCUUUUAAAGCUCUACUGUUGUGAUAUCAGUGAUAUAAAUCUAUGAGCCAUCACCUCUGUGUCGAAAAUCAUAGAACGUGCUUCAAUUCAUGCCUAUUUUUUUGUAGGACAUCGAAUGGGCAAAUGGUGCUAAAUAUUUGCAAAUAUGCUAUCAGUGAAAUUGUUAUAGUUGGAAUUACAUGAAAAUAAAAUGUCAAUUAACUUUAUA